Molecule: messenger RNA, 1461 nt
Organism: Heterobasidion irregulare TC 32-1
Lineage: Eukaryota; Fungi; Basidiomycota; Agaricomycetes; Russulales; Bondarzewiaceae
Exons: 6
Source: RefSeq, a predicted model, not a curated record
GCGGAGGGCGUGUUGGUGGUGCUUGGGGACGCUGCGUCUGCGAAGGAGGUGGUUAUGGGCGCGCAGGAGAUCGUGGAGCGGCUGGAAGCCGAGGAGGAAGGGGACGAGGAUGACAACGGUGGAGCGGAUAAAGAACCAUCUGCAAAGGCGUCGCUCGCGACACAGGUCGCGCGGCUGAUGGCGCUAUAUGCGCGCGUCGUGCCCCGCCUGAACCAGCGCAGGCCGGCGCUCGACACCCUGCAGUCGAUCGCGCCCGACCUAGAGCCCCUCGUCUACCGCGCCGCCGCGCGCGCCACCGCCACAGAAAGCCGCGCACUCGUCGUCGCCGCGUCGGGCCUCGCGAUGUCCGCGCGCGCGUGGGCGCAGGCGCAGACCAAGGCCGGAGACGACGCCGACGCGCUCGCGCUCGCGCGAUGCACGGUGCUGCUUGCGUCCGUCCUGGACGCGACGCUCGAGGCGUGUGCGGGCAGGGUGGCGUGCUCGCGCGCCCAGCGCGCGUUCGAGGCGCGCUUCCCGCGCCUCGUCGUGCGCUCGGCGGUGCGGAGCGGCUGGGAGGCGGGCGAGGACGCGAUGUCCGCUGCCGCCCUCGGGCGCACGUCUGCGUCGCUGCUGUCGAACCCGAGCAUCGCCGCGCUGAUCCUCCUCGCGCACGCUUCGCCACCCGAGCCGCUCACCCCCGCCGCGCUGACGCCGCUCCUCCCCGUCCUGCUAAGCGCACUCGACAUCGGCAUCGCAGACGAGCCCCUCUACCUCCUCCUCGUCGCCCUUCUCCCCUCGCCCGCCUCCAGCCACACACCAACAAGCACGGGCACAGGCGCAGAGCUGCCCCCGGACCUCGUCCUCCCGCUCACGCCCGUCCUCGCGUCCCUCUGCAGCGCCCACCCGGACCCGCCCACGCGGCACCUCGCCUUCCGCCUCCUGUCCCUCGCCCUGCGCGCCACCCCCGCCCCGCUGCGCCUCCAGGUCCUGCGCGACCUCACGGACCCCGCCGAGGACGCGCACCCGCCGCAGAUGCGCGCCGCCGCCGUCGGGCUCGUCAAGGAAUCCGUGCUCGCCGCGCUCGCCGCCACGGAGCCCGGAGCGCCGGCGGGGUCGGCGGACGCGGGCGUGGACGUGUUCGCGUCGCCGGCGCUGCUGGGCGCGCUCGGCGCACACGUGUUUCGCGCGCACCCGCCUGAUCUGUUCGUGGCCGAGUCUACGCCGGCGGACGCGUUCAUGCGCUCGGCGGAGCCCGCGCGCCUCGCGGAGUGCCUCGCGCUGUAUUACGUGCUGCUGCGGCGCGAUGUCCAGAACAGGACGGGGAUCCGCGACCUCGAUACGAUCCGCAACAUCGAACAGACAUUCGUGGGGCCCAUGCGCGCGGCCGUCGCGCGGUGGCUCGCGGCCUUAGGAGACGAGCUGCAUGCGGUGAUGCCCCUGGCGGCGCUGCAGACGAACAUCGAGCGCGUCGACGCGGCCGUG